AUGGCGAUCUGUACUUAUAACGCACGUACGCUUGCAUCGGAAGCGGCCAUCGAAGAUCUGAUGAUGCAAGCCAAGAAGAUCAAGUACGACGUCAUCGGACUGACCGAGACUAGACGACGUCACCCUCUCAACGCCGUAUAUGAAACUGGAGAAGAACUGUUCUUAGGAACAUGCGACAGUAGAGGUGUUGGUGGAGUUGGCGUCCUCGUCAACACGAGUAUGGCAAAGAACAUCGACUCUUUUGAACAACUUACGACCCGAAUCGGACGUCUGCGGAUGAGAAGAUGUGGCCCAAUACCAGCUUUGACUAUCUUCGUCGUUUACGCUCCAACAUCAAGCUACAAAGAAGAAGAAGUCGAAGCUUUCUAUAUGGACCUGGAGAAGUUCUACCAAGAAGAUCAUGCCUUCUACAAGGUCAUAGUUGGCGACUUCAACGCUAAGGUUGGCCCAAGAAGAACGCCGGAGGAACUUCACAUCGGGACCCACGGCCUACAAUGGAAUGACCAGGGAGAGAGGCUCGCCGACUUCAUCAUGACGACUAAGACCAUCCAUGGGAACUCGCAAUUUCAGAAACCCUCUUCUUUACGCUGGACGUGGGAGUCACCCGGUGGAGGGUACCGUAAUGAAAUAGACCACAUCAUCGUCAAUAAAAGGUUCUGCCUGACGGACGUCGGUGUUGUACCAAAGUUCUAUACGGGAUCGGACCAUCGCCUCCUCCGAGGAAGAUUUUCCUUCACAAGGAGAGCAGAGAAAGCCGCCAAGUUCAGAGAGAGAAAUCCCAGGACUACCAUCAACUGGGAUCUCUUCGCUACGCUGGCCGGCUUUUGGGAAGAUUCUGCAAUGGACAACAUCGACGAGGAAUAUGACCGGCUUGUCGAACACCUUCACGACUGCGCGAAGAAGGCUGAGAGUUUUAAAACCACCAGGAGGCGCCUGUCUCUUGAAACUUUUGAGCUGAUACGCCAGCGUGGAGCAGCACGAGCCGCAGGGAACCAAGAACUCACGUCCGAGCUCGCAAGGCUUUGCCGAGAGGCGAUAAAGGAAGACCUUAAAGAGAGAAGAGCAGAAGUGCUGGCUGAAGCUGCAGAGGCGGGGAAAAACAUCAGCUAUGCCCGUCGAAACUUCGCCAGUCGCAAGACGAGGAUGACUGCUCUCCGGAGCCCAAAGGGAACAGCCAUUGCAUCGAGAAGGAGGAUGGAGAAAAUCAUCUACGACUUCUACUCUGAUCUCUUCGACAGCCAUGUCCACUUGCCUCCUCACCAUCUGAGGGAAGAUGGACAAGUCAUUCCAGAGGUUCUCCCGUCCGAAAUACGACAUGCUAUCAUGUCGGUAAGAAAUCGUACGGCACCCGGUCCCGACAGAAUAAGACCAGAACACCUGAAGAGCCUUCCGCCAGUACUCAUCAACACCCUGGCGAGGCUCUUUACACGUUAUCUGUCGGAAUGCAAGGUUCCUAAACAGUGGAAGACCAGCAAGACCGUGUUGUUGUAUAAAAAGGGAGAUCCACAUGACAUCGGCAACUAUCGCCCAAUCUGCCUACUGUCCGUCAUCUACAAGCUCUUUACAAGAGUAAUCCUUAAUAGGAUUGAAAAAGUCUUGGAUGAAGGACAGCCAUGCGAGCAAGCAGGGUUUCGAAAAGGAUUCAGCACGAUUGACCACAUUCACACUGUUUCGAAACUCAUCGAGGUAUCACGAGAGUACAAGAUGCCGCUCUGUCUCACCUUCAUCGACUUAAAGAAGGCUUUCGACUCGGUUGAGACGGAAGCGGUCGUGGAAGCCUUGGACAACCAAGGCGUCCCUACUCAGUAUAUUAAGGUACUUCGAGAGUUGUACAGUAACUUCACGACCGGAAUUUCGCCAUUCUACAAGAACAUCAUCAUUGACGUGAAGAGGGGGGUCCGACAGAGUGAUACAAUUUCACCCAAAAUAUUCACAGCCACCCUCGAGAACGCAAUGCGAAAGUUGGAAUGGGACGACAUGGGAGUGAAGGUUGAUGGUCGGCAGCUACACCAUUUGCGCUUUGCUGAUGACAUCGUACUGGUAACACCUAGCAUCAGCCAAGCGGAACGAAUGCUGACCGAAUUCGACGAAACAUGUGGAUGCAUCGGUCUUCAGCUGAAUCUACAAAAGACGAUGUUCAUGCGGAACGGAUGGGUCUCGGAUGCCCCAUUCACCCUCAACGGAACGAACAUAUCCGAAUGCACCAGCUACGUUUAUCUGGGUCGAAAACUGAACAUGAUGAACGACCUAACCCCCGAGCUGGAGACGAGCGGCUUGGGGAGCGUACAAGAGCAUCGAGGAUGUAGUGAAGAAGACCAGGAACACCCGGCUCCGUGCUCACCUCUUCAACACCACCGUACUUCCUGCUUUGACCUAUGCUUCGGGAACCCGGGCAUUUCGCAAGCAAGAAGAAAACGCGGUGAGCGUCAUUUGAACGUGCAAUGGAGAAAGUUAUGCUAA
Messenger RNA from Necator americanus (New World hookworm), 2460 nucleotides. RefSeq lists its product as uncharacterized. The record is from RefSeq and is a predicted model, not a curated record. Lineage: Eukaryota; Metazoa; Nematoda; Chromadorea; Rhabditida; Ancylostomatidae. The coding region runs from base 1 to 2460 and encodes 819 amino acids. Gene Ontology annotation, molecular function: catalytic activity. The transcript has a single exon.